Molecule: messenger RNA, 1710 nt
Organism: Girardinichthys multiradiatus
Lineage: Eukaryota; Metazoa; Chordata; Actinopteri; Cyprinodontiformes; Goodeidae
Gene: slc7a6os
Product: solute carrier family 7 member 6 opposite strand
Exons: 5
Coding region: 58-1032 (324 amino acids)
Biological process (GO): developmental process
Source: RefSeq, a predicted model, not a curated record
ACUCAACUAUAGAAGAAGAAGCAAAGCCAACCUAGAAGCAGACGACGGAGAACUAUCAUGGACCCGAACACGACCAUUCUGCGAGUGAAAAGAAAAAGGGGGACAGACCCCGCAGAUGCUUUGUUGCUGGCGUGUAAGCGUAUCCGGCCCGAAUCGACCCAGAACUCUGGGGAAACGGCGCCAGAGCCCAGCGAAGCCGAGGUGGAGAACUCUGUGUUCAAACUCGUGGCGACCGUAGCGACACAGGAUGCUCCAGUCCAGACACAGGUCCGGCAGGCUCUUGCUCGGCCCCGCACCGCCCACGCUCUACGCCCUUCUGCUGCUAGCUCACAGCGGAUAAUCGGGGACUUGCGGAGCACCAAGUGGAGCGCACGGAGGGAGGAACGCUACAGAAUACUGUCGAGUCACCGUACGGGGCUGUCGAGGCCGACUGAGCGGGAGACCCCCCCAACAGAUUCUUCAGAGGCUGUAGAUGAUGGCAGGACGGAUAAAUGUUGGGGUCUUAGUGAAAUCCAGGUGGUAGAUCUUGUCCAUGAGGACGUGGAGGUCCCACAGAAGCCACUAAGGAAGAUGGUACCUUCAGACCCUGAAAUGAUUCUGUGUAACAACACCAAGAUGCUGCGUGAGCGGCUGGACAUAUCUGGAGAGAAGCUGGGGACGGCGCACCGGGAGCAGGAUGACGACUACGUCUACGACCUUUACUACCAGGAAACGGUCACACCAGGCUGGAUCCAGGACAUCCUGUCUGUCAGGGCCUAUGCUGACGAGGCAGAACUGGUUCCGGAUCUGGUGGUCCAUGAAGAGGAAGUCUAUGAUGACGAAGAUGAUGAAAAUGAAGAAAGCAACUGGAGGAAUGACUACCCUGAUGAGGACAGUGAUUCAGACGGUGACAAAGAGGAGCGCUACGGAGUUUACUGGGAGGAAGAACACUCCUACUGCAGGAGGAGCUGGCAACAAUACCAGAAGGAUGCGUUGCAUGAGCUGGGCUGCAGCGGUGAAGACGAUGAUGCAGAGAAAUAUGAUUCUGACUGAUCAGCUUCUUGCUGCUCCCCCCCUCGCUCAGCGAAACUCUUCAAUCCCCUUUCCUCAAGGACAUCUCACUCCACGAGCUUCUGUGUAGCCGAGACCAGAGAAGAAAAACAUAACCCUAACAGGACCACUGCCUGUUCAGCACUCCCCUGAUUUUGGACUCAUGUGGCGUGCCAAAGUAUUGCGAUGUUAGUCAUGAAGCUUCCAGAAAGCUAACUGUUCAGAGUUCAGCCAGUCGCUCCAUCUCUCUGCUACACAGAGGCUCACAGAGAGUAGGUGUUAUCUCCAGAAGGAACGAGAGAGCCUGUCUUUAUUUUGAAGCUGUUAGAGUGAACUUAUAUGUGGGUGUUUGUUCCAAGUGGAUGUAGAAUCGUUGCACAUUAGUGUGGUAUGCCUCGUACGCUUCGUGCUGUUCAAUACUUCUGUUGGUGAGUCGUUGUGUGUGUGUGUGUGUGGUUGCAGUUUAGAGUGUUUGCAUUUCGUGCAUGGUAGUGCGUACGUAAACCUAGCUGUCUUACUUUCUGCAUAACGUGAAAGGCUGGUGAGGUAUUUUCUGUUGCGGAUGUGCGAGUUGGGUUCAGAAAAAUCCAGUUCGUGGUUUGGAUCGUUUCUUGAAUGCUUGUUGAAUUAAAGUUUCUGUAAAUAUGUAGAUGUGUAAACAAAGAAAGCUUUCAAAAUAAA